Molecule: messenger RNA, 1614 nt
Organism: Meleagris gallopavo (turkey)
Lineage: Eukaryota; Metazoa; Chordata; Aves; Galliformes; Phasianidae
Source: RefSeq, a predicted model, not a curated record
GCCCCGCUCGUGUGCCCCACUGACGCCCCCCCCCUCUGCAGGCAGGUUUCGUGCCGAUAACUUGAACAAGCUGAAGAACCUGUGCAGCAAAACCAUCGGAGAUAAGAUGAAGAAGAAGGAGCCCGUAGGGAGCGACGAGUCCGUGCCAGAGAGCGCGCAGAACCUGGAUGAGCUGACAGCCGAUGUCCUGGGGGGGCUGCAGGUGUCCCAGAUCAAGAAGGUCCGUCUCCUCAUCGACGAAGCCAUCCUGAAGUGCGAUGCGGAGCGCGUCAGGCUGGAGGCGGAACGCUUCGAGAGCCUCCGGGAGAUCGGGAACCUCCUGCACCCCUCGGUGCCCAUCAGCAACGAUGAGGAUGCAGACAACAAGGUGGAGCGGAUCUGGGGGGACUGCAGCUGCAGGAAGAAGUAUUCCCACGUGGACCUGGUGGUGAUGGUGGAUGGUUAUGAGGGAGAGAAGGGGGCCGUUGUGGCGGGAAGCCGGGGCUACUUCUUGAAGGGUCCCCUGGUGUUCCUGGAGCAGGCCCUGAUCCAGUACGCCCUGCAGAGCCUCCGUGCCAAGGGCUACACUCCCGUCUACACGCCCUUCUUCAUGCGGAAGGAGGUGAUGCAGGAGGUGGCCCAGCUCAGCCAGUUUGACGAGGAGCUCUACAAGGUGAUCGGCAAAGGCAGCGAGAAGGCCGAGGACAGCUCCAUCGAUGAGAAGUACCUCAUUGCCACCUCAGAGCAGCCCAUCGCCGCCCUGCACCGGGACGAGUGGCUGAAGCCAGAGGAUCUGCCCAUCAAAUAUGCGGGGCUGUCCACCUGCUUCCGCCAGGAGGUCGGCUCGCACGGCCGCGACACGCGCGGCAUCUUCCGUGUCCACCAGUUUGAGAAGAUCGAGCAGUUCGUCUACGCCUCCCCGCACGACAACAAGUCAUGGGAGAUGUUUGAUGAGAUGAUCGCCACGGCCGAGGAGUUCUACCAGUCCCUGGGCAUCCCCUACCACAUCGUCAACAUCGUUUCGGGCGCCCUGAACCACGCUGCCAGCAAGAAGCUGGACUUGGAGGCUUGGUUCCCAGGCUCAGGAGCGUUCCGUGAGCUCGUGUCCUGCUCCAACUGCACCGACUACCAGGCGCGCCGCUUGCGCAUCCGCUUCGGGCAGACCAAGAAGAUGAUGGACAAGGUGGAGUUUGUGCACAUGCUCAACGCCACGAUGUGUGCCACCACCCGAACCAUCUGCGCCAUCCUGGAGAACUACCAGACCGAGGAGGGCAUCGUCGUCCCCGAGCGGCUGCGGGACUUCAUGCCCCCAGACCUCCGCCAGAUCAUCCGCUUUGUGAAGCCGGCCCCCAUCGAGCAGGAGCUCUCCAAGAAGCAGAAGAAGCAGCAGGAAGGCGGCAGGAAGAAGGCUGCGGGCGGGGAGCGGCUGCUGGAGGAGCAGAUGCAGAACAUGGGCGUCAGCAGCGCCUGAGUCCUUCGGCUCCGCCGGGCUCUGCGGCGGCUCCUUCGCUUCGAGCCGAGUCUGGGGCGGGAGCUGCCCGGUCCCCACCCGGCCCUGCGGCACCGCGGGGCAAAGAACUGACAGUUGUGGGGCUCCGGCCCAAAGUGCGGCUCCGGCCCCCCCGCCUUCCCCUC